Arabidopsis lyrata subsp. lyrata is the source of this 1101-nucleotide messenger RNA. RefSeq lists its product as uncharacterized. Lineage: Eukaryota; Viridiplantae; Streptophyta; Magnoliopsida; Brassicales; Brassicaceae. The record is from RefSeq and is a predicted model, not a curated record.
AAGCUGAGCCUACUUUAACCAAUGGUACAUCAUUGCAUCCACGUUCAUGGAACUAUGAAGACGUGGCAUACAUCAUCAUUCAACCAAACUUACCAAAAAAGAUGAAUUAUUUCAUUGCUUCAUUAGAAGUCUCGUUCUUCCUAUUUUGCUAUGUAUUUGGGCUAAAGUUGGGUAAAUUCAAUGUUCUUUGUCACCCUAAUUGAGCUUAUCGGUUAUCUUCUUUAUUACUACAAUGACACAUCAAAGGAAAAACUUUUGAAAGCUAACCCACAAAGUAGCUUUUUUGUUCACUCGAGUACUCAUUUCGUUUCUCUUAUCCAAUCUCAUCUUUGUUAAUCUUGAUAAGGUUUUUGCGCCUCCUCUUUCACAAUUCCAACUUUUACCGAGAAUUGUAUCGAAGAUUGAAGCAAUGAAGGAUGUGAAGGAGAGAAUGGUGAAGAAACUUAAGCUUAUAAAAUCUCUUGGGAACUUGAAGCAGGCGAUAGCUCUCCACAAAAGCAAUCUUGAUCGCACAAUCUUUCAUCAAAUAGAUGAGAAAGAGUGUCUUACGCCAACAACACUUGAGUCUUCUGAAGAACAACAACUUCAACAGAAUCUUGAAGAGCCUUUGUCGGAGUUUAAAGAGAAAUGUGUAGCUGGAGGGGAAGAUUCUGUUGUCUUCUACACGACAAGUCUGCGAGCAGUGAGAAAGACUUUCGAAGAUUGCAGAAAAGUGAGAUUCUUACUAGAGAAUCAUAAGGUUUCAUUCCGAGAAAGAGAUGUUUCGAUGGUGUUUAAAGAAGAGAUGUGGAAAUUGAUUGGGGAGAAAGUUACACCUCCUAGGCUCUUCGUAAAGUGUAAGUACAUUGGUGGAGCAGACGAAGUGGUGGCUCUGAACGAAACCGGGAAGCUCAAGAUGCUUUUAGCAUCAGCUAAGGCGCGGCAGUGUGAAUGUUGCGAGGACGAACGGUUUUUGAUAUGCUGGAAUUGCACUGGGAGGUCGAGAGUGGUAGCAGAGGAUGAAAUGUGGAAGAGAUGCAUAGAGUGUAAUGAGAAUGGUCUUGUGAAAUGCGCUCUUUGUACUUAAUGUAAAUGCUUAAUAAACUAAUUUUUAUAGUGUUA